Ficedula albicollis (Collared flycatcher) is the source of this 1908-nucleotide messenger RNA. RefSeq names its product corticotropin releasing hormone receptor 2 (gene CRHR2). NCBI's taxonomy places the organism in Eukaryota, Metazoa, Chordata, Aves, Passeriformes, Muscicapidae. Gene Ontology annotation, biological process: cell surface receptor signaling pathway; long-term synaptic potentiation; adenylate cyclase-modulating G protein-coupled receptor signaling pathway. The transcript is spliced from 12 exons. Gene Ontology annotation, molecular function: peptide hormone binding; corticotropin-releasing hormone receptor activity; G protein-coupled peptide receptor activity. Gene Ontology annotation, cellular component: axon terminus; plasma membrane; dendrite. The coding region runs from base 361 to 1602 and encodes 413 amino acids. The record is from RefSeq and is a predicted model, not a curated record.
GGAGGGAGGGAGAUGCAGCAGCACAGCGCUGUGGCAAAGUGAGGCGGCAUCUGAGCUGCGAGCCCAGGGACACCGGGGAGCCUGAGCCCCUCAGCCGGGCUCAGCCCGAUCCCAUUGGCUCCCGAGCCGCCGGAUUUAAAGGGACGAAGAGCUCGGAGCGCUGAGCUGCACAGGCAGACGCAGACUCUCACCAAGUUGCCAGCACGCUGCGAGCAGCGGAGGCUCGCACACACCGGGCUGCGGGGUGCUUGAUGCUCCCUGGGCUCCAGAAAGGGAAAAGGAAGAGGGGACCAAAAAAACCACAACCAGCUAGAAAGGGGUGAAGGAGCCUGAUACGGUCCAGCAGUCCCAGAGGGAAUAAUGGAUGUGACCAUCUCUCAGUUCAUCUUAGAAGAAUUUGAUGUGAACUGCAGCCUCCUGGAUCGUAUACACGAGACUUUUUUAGAGAGUUCCUCUAUCCCUUUCCUGGGCUUUGAUGGUCCGUACUGCAAUGCCACCACGGACCAGAUCGGGACCUGCUGGCCCAGAACCUCUGCGGGGGAACUCGUGGAGAGACCCUGCCCGGAGUUCUUCAAUGGGAUCAAGUACAACACCACCAGAAAUGCCUACAGAGAAUGCCUGGGCAAUGGGACAUGGGCUUCCAAGAUAAACUACUCUCAGUGUGAGCCUAUUCUGGAUGACAAGAGGAAGUAUGCGCUGCAUUACAAGAUUGCUCUCAUCAUAAACUACCUGGGGCACUGUAUUUCUGUAGGGGCCCUUAUAGUUGCCUUCAUGCUUUUCUUGUGCUUGAGGAGUAUCAGAUGCCUGAGAAAUAUUAUCCACUGGAACUUGAUCACCACGUUCAUCCUGAGGAAUGUGAUGUGGUUUCUGCUUCAAAUGAUAGAUCACAACAUCCAUGAGAGCAAUGAACCCUGGUGUCGAUGUAUUACCACUGUCUACAAUUAUUUUGUGGUGACCAACUUCUUCUGGAUGUUUGUGGAAGGCUGCUACUUACACACUGCUAUAGUGAUGACCUACUCCACAGAUAAGCUGAGGAAAUGGGUCUUUCUCUUCAUAGGAUGGUGUAUUCCCUGUCCAAUCAUCAUUGCCUGGGCCAUUGGCAAGCUGUAUUAUGAAAAUGAACAGUGCUGGUUUGGAAAAGAGCCAGGGAAAUAUAUUGACUACAUCUAUCAAGGGCCAGUGAUUCUUGUUCUCCUGAUAAAUUUUGUAUUUCUAUUUAACAUAGUUAGGAUUUUAAUGACAAAGCUGAGAGCUUCGACCACUUCAGAAACAAUCCAGUACAGGAAGGCAGUCAAGGCCACCUUGGUUCUCCUGCCUCUGCUUGGCAUCACCUACAUGCUUUUCUUUGUCAACCCUGGCGAGGAUGACAUUUCCCAGAUUGUUUUCAUCUAUUUCAAUUCCUUCCUUCAGUCUUUUCAGGGUUUCUUUGUGUCAGUAUUUUACUGCUUCUUGAAUGGUGAGGUGCGUUCUGCUGCCAGGAAGAGGUGGCACCGCUGGCAGGACCACCACUCCCUGCGGGUGCGCGUGGCGCGCGCCAUGUCCAUCCCCACGUCCCCCACGCGCAUCAGCUUCCACAGCAUCAAACAGACGGCGGCCGUGUGACACCUCCCGCUGCCACAGCACCCCGAGGCCUUCAGACUGCUCCUCUCUCCACUCCCGCCCCCAAGCCCCCUCUGCAAGCUCUCCUCCUCUGUCCCCACUGAUCUCCUGCAGCGAGGAUCCCAUCCUGUCUCGUCUCCCACAUCCGUGAUGCUGCUUGGAGGAAAAAGCCUCCUGGAGUUGGUGGUGGUGAAACAGAUUGGAAGAAGGAGCAGAUUCAACCCUGACUGCAUCCUGUGGAAGUUCACAGUGCAAAGUCUAAAACAGCACACUGGCAGGAAUAAUCAAUUUUUUCCUCCUUCCUUUCAG